UCUACGAUCUAAUGGAUACAUGCUUUCGCAGUUGACUGCGUCAGGGAUCCUUGCCCUACUUCCACCGACCUCCCGCCCUCGCAAUCGUCGUAACUAUGGCGACCGCGAGAUGAUCGUCGCUUCCCGUCUCCUCAAGCGAAUUCAUCUCGCUUUAUACCUGAGACCGCGAAGUCCUUCUUCAAGAACCUUAAUUCCACCUCACGAAGGAUUCGAUCGUCCUCCUUCUCGUCGCUACGGGGCUGCCAUGUCCAUCAAUCUUCGAUCUCACGCCUUCGCCGGAAAUCCGCUGAGAUCCAGCCACCCCAAGUCGGAGGGAUCGUCCUCCCCCGGUUCCGCCCUUGACGCCCUCAAAUCCCUCCUCUCCGGUUCGGCCGAUGGGUCCUCGGAAGUUGCCAGGGUGUUGCCUUUCAAAAAGGGCAGACCUUUGGCCCGCUCCGUCGACUCCACGUCGGGUUCGGCGCCAAGGUGGAAUCUUGGGUGGGUUUCUGCCGCGAAGUUUGGGGACUUAGCGGCCGAAUCCUUCGUCUACUUGGGUUCGGGCCCCGUGGAGGAAGCCGGCACCGUUUAUUGGGCGGUUGACGUCUCUGACGCGGGCAAUGUUGAGCUGGGAGGCGGCGGCAAUGGGUUGUGCUUCGUGGAGUUGAGGACGUUGAUGGUUGCUACCGAUUGGGCCGAUGCGGAUGCGAUGGGGGAGCUGGCCAUUGCCGGACAUGCACGAUCACUGCUAGAGUGGCACGAUGUGUCACGUUUUUGUGGGCACUGUGGAGCUCGCACAGUUUCCACCGAUGCAGGGAGGCGGAAGCAAUGCACGAAUGGGUCCUGCAAGAAGAGAAUUUAUCCGCGAGUUGAUCCUGUGGUCAUUAUGCUCGUGAUUGACAAGGAGAAUGAUCGUGCACUGUUGAGCCACCAAUCGAGGUUUGUGCCCCGCAUGUGGAGUUGUCUUGCUGGUUUUAUAGAGCCAGGAGAGAGCUUAGAAGAGGCAGUAAGAAGAGAAACUAGGGAAGAGACUGGUAUUGAAGUGGGUGAAGUUGUUUACCACAGCUCACAGCCAUGGCCUGUUGGGCCUAGCAGUAUGCCAAGUCAGUUGAUGGUGGGGUUCUUUGCAUAUGCCAAAUCAUUUGAUAUUCAUGUGGACAAGGUGGAGCUAGAAGAUGCUCAGUGGCACAAAAGAGAGGAUGUCAAAAAGGCACUUACUUUUGCCGAAUAUGAGAAAGCUCAAAAGACAGCUGCCUUGAAGGUCAACCAAAUGUGCGGGGGUGUCGAGAGAGGUCAGAACUUCUCUUCAGACUUUAACGUGGAAAGUGGAGAACUCGCACCAAUGUUCGUUCCUGGACCCUAUGCGAUCGCUCAUCAUUUGAUAUCUUCAUGGGUUCAUGAAGGUGCAAAUUGCAACCAUGGGCUAGCUAAGCAAUUAAAUUCUCUGUCCAACUUAUGAUUCUGCUGAUUAUUUCCCUGGUCUUUUCUUCUAAAUAGAAUCUAUCCAGAUGCAACUAUACCAAUUGUGCACCAAUAUCACUAGAUCCAUUGGUACAUGUGUCCUCUUUUGUAUUAACCUUAUGGAUGUUUCAAAUCUGUUUCUCCAAUGCAUCAUGUGUUCUAGAAGUCAUAUGUUCUUUGUACCCCAGGUUUGUACCUGGAAAAUAAUUGGCAAGUGCAUCAUGCUAUUUAAUCUUUGCAAAGACAGUUUCUGGGAA
Molecule: messenger RNA, 1694 nt
Organism: Musa acuminata subsp. malaccensis (wild Malaysian banana)
Lineage: Eukaryota; Viridiplantae; Streptophyta; Magnoliopsida; Zingiberales; Musaceae
Product: nudix hydrolase 19, chloroplastic
Biological process (GO): NAD+ catabolic process; NADP+ catabolic process
Cellular component (GO): cytosol
Molecular function (GO): metal ion binding; NADH pyrophosphatase activity
Source: RefSeq, a predicted model, not a curated record